Molecule: messenger RNA, 3837 nt
Organism: Coccomyxa subellipsoidea C-169
Lineage: Eukaryota; Viridiplantae; Chlorophyta; Trebouxiophyceae; Coccomyxaceae
Exons: 24
Coding region: 1-3837 (1278 amino acids)
Molecular function (GO): phosphatidylinositol binding
Source: RefSeq, a predicted model, not a curated record
AUGAAGACGCCUUUGGACGCUACUUAUGUUGUGGAACGCUCUAUCCACCAGCUGGUCAAAUUUCUGUUCCUGUCCUUCAUUCUUGCCUUGGCCCUCACACACACAAGCAAGAGCCUAUGGCUGAACGUGCCAUUGGCCCUUGCUGCCGUGGCUGGUCUGUACUGGCUCAGUCUACAAGUGGAGAUCCGAGCGCGCAGCAAUGGGACAUCAGCAUUUUACCGGAGGGGCAGGAAAGAGUCAGAGGAGUUUGGGUCGGAGGGUGCCACAUACACAGCCUCAGUGCCCCCACCGGCGUCCAACAAGUCAGAUACCAAGUGGAGGGAGCAGGUCGGAUCCCCAGUCGUGGAGCAUGCCUGGGAGACUCUCUGCGGCAGCAUCAUCCAGGAGUUUGUGUAUGACACAUGGUACGCGGUGCUGACACCGGACCGGGAGUUCCCGAGGGAAAUCCGCCGCAUACUGAAUACGGCGUUUGGCGAACUGGCCGGCCGCGCACGCCGUGCAGACGUGCGCAAGAUGCUGCUGGGGGACGUGAGCGCGCUGUUCAUGGAGCAGAUCAUGCUCUACCGCGACACGCGCGACAGCAUCCUGGCCGGCUUGGACCACGACGCGUGGCGAGUCAUGCCCCUGGAGGCUCGCGAACGCGCGCUGCAGGCGGAAAUGAAGGCGGACUGCAACCUGCACCCCGCGCUGUACCCGCCCUCCCCGGACGGCUCCGCCACGCUCGGCCACUACAAGGUGAUGCGGCACAUCUCAGAGGGGCUGGUGGCUUUCAUGCUGGAGCGGCAUGACCAUGCGAAGCCCAUCCUGCGAAGCGUCGCACGCGAGCUGCUGAGCUCCUGCGUUCUGCGCUGCCUCAUGUUCUUCUUCAACCCCUACACCGCCAACAAGCUCAUCCUGUCGCUGCUGAGGGAGAAGGUGGAGCGAAAGCCUCUGGGAGUGGAGGAGCUGGCCGCUGCAGCAGUGGCUGCCAGCAGCGCCGAGCCCCUCACCAAGGCACGCGACCUGUUGUGUCACCUUCUCCUGAUGGGUCCCACCUAUCUCCCUAAUCUGCUGCAUCUGCGUAAUGCGCAGCAGGACAUAGAGCAGCGGGCGCGGCAGAGCGCGGCGGCCGAGGACAGCCACGCGGCGUCGGUGCGAGCGGCCAAGCAGGCCCAGCGUGAGCGCGGAGCCGCCGCCCUGCAGCGCAGCCGCUCGGAAGCUGUGCCCUCCCCGCGCGGUCCCUCCCCCAGCAGAAAGGAUCGCCGCAACUGGUCCCCCGGCAAGCGAGACAAGUUCAAGGCGCCGCCCAGCCCGAUGCAGCCGCACAAGGCGCAGAGCGAGGCGGCCUCAGCAGCGCCGCAGCAGCGCUCCAACGAGGGCGCCACCGCCAGCUCAUCCGUGCGCGACGGCUCCGACGGUUCUGAUGACUGGGAAGAUGUGUAUCAGGUAAGGCGGGCAGCUAAUCCAGGCGGCUCGCGCCACGGCAGAUCGGUCAGCAUGUCGCAUGCCGACAGCCCCAGCCCCGCCUACGGCCAGGAAGCAGAGGGCGACUGGUUGGGUCCCGGUGAUAUGGGCCGAAGGGAAGCCAACGGCACGGCCGGCGCGGCGGUGUUUGCCGACAGCAAUUUCACGCCCGACCCGGACAUACCUGAAGGGCCGCAGGCCCCUGGAACAGAGCGCUACUGCUUCAUAGGGCAGCCACUCGCCAGGGUGGUGGCUGCGGAGCUGUGCACGGAGGGCAGCAAGGACGUGGUACUCUACAAGAUCCGCGUCGCCGACGCGUCCGGCGAGUGGACCGUCUCGCGGCGCUUCCGCAACUUUGAGACGCUGCACCGCGCGCUGCGCGAGUCGGCGGCGUACCGGCUGCGGCUGCCGGCCAAGCGCAUAUUCAGCCAGCAGCACAGCGUCGAGUUUGUGGAGGACCGUCGCCAGCAGCUCGACGCCUACCUGCAAGCCCUGCUCGCCAACCCCGUUGUCGCAGGGUGCAAGGAGGUGUGGGAAUUCCUGAGCAGGUGGAGCGAGCUGUAUGCGCUGGACAGCGAAGGCGGCUUCCUCCGAUCUGUCUCGGCCAAAAUCCAGGGCGCCAACACAACCAUGCGCAGGUGCUGCUUAACUCAACUGGCGGUGGGGGACAUGGUGGAGGAGAUGGACAUGACGCGCCGCAAGUCGAUGGCGCGGCUGCGCAACCGGGGGGACGCUCCCGAUGUUUCCCUGGACGGCCAGCCCAUGCACAGGGCCUCCCGGUCCUUCUCCAGGGACCUGGGAAAAUUGCGGCACUUGGGGGGCGGAAGGAAAGCAAAUGGCGGUGGCCAGGACGUUGUAACCCAGCCGCCCCCUUUCCAGGCGAUGCAUGCGCCGGGCAGUGCAGGCAGCAGCGGGACGGGCAGCGGGAGUGUGCGCAUGCUGCGCAUCAGCGGCCCCUCCGACCUCAUCAACGGCGCCGGGCAGCUGCUGGCUGCCGGCGCUCGGCAGGUGCAGGGCGUGAAGCAGGUGCUGCAGGGCGCGGAAGACAGGCCAGAGCCGCGGCAUUUCCCAACGUCGGCGUUGAUGCCGGCGCCGUCGUUCAGCGUGGACGACAUUCCCGUGGAGGAGUUCCAUGGGGAGCUGCUGCACUACUCCCGCCCCGCCUCCCUGCAGAGCCAAGCCAAUAGCCCCACCGAGACCCCCCUCAGUGCGACACCGGCCAGCUCCAGGGGCCACUCGCCAACCAGGCAGGCGGCGGAGCAGCAGAGAGGGGGGCCCGCCGGUGGGACCCAGGUCCAGCGGAGGACGGAGGCAACGCCGCCGCACACCGAGCAGCUGCACCACUCCAGCAGCGCUCAGGACCUUGCCUCCACCGCCAAGGUCACGCGCUUCAGACAGGAAUCAAUGCAGAAGGCCAACUCGCUCGAGGCCCCCGACACCUCAGAGCAGCAGGCGGACGAGGCCGCGCUGUCGCGAUCGGCGCCCUCGACGGGGGGCACCCCCCAGCCGCCACAGCCAGGGGAGCCCCCGCCGCCGAAGCCGCGGGGCCCCCCGCAGCGGGGGGACACUGGCCACAUCAGCUUUGGGGGCAUUGUGCAGUCGCCGUCCGUUGCCAGCGUUGCGGCCAACAUAGAGGCGGUUGGGCCGCCCUCCGGGCUGCGUGUGCCUGACCUCAUGCGGGAUGAUCCGGACAUGGCGGAUUGGGAGGAGGCUGCUGGCAUCUCCGCGCCGCUGUACGACAUAGUGGACACGCUGUUCGAGCUGCAAUCGCGCGGCUUCUUCCGCAGACAGGUGUUUGGCGUGGCGCGUCAGGUGCUGUCGCUGGUGGCAGGCGGCGCGAUAGACGAGUGGCUGCUGAGCAACAUGCGCGCGCUGCGCCAGGAGCACACCCUGGCGCGCCUCCUCUGCCACCUGCAACGCCAGCUCUGGCCCGGCGGCGCCUGGUUCCAAUCCCUCCCCGAAAAUCAGCACCCGGCGGGCAAGCCGGCGCAGCGGUGGGUGAUGACGGCGGAGAAUUUUCUGGCGGCCCACGGGGAUCCGCCCAUUGACGAGGACGAGAUCCGCGAGGCCGUCUGGGAGCUGCUCUUCGCGCGCGCACCCCCCGCCCUUGUCAGGGUCGUCGGCAAGCAGGUCUACCACAGCGGCAUGGCGGACCUGUUUGAGAUGAUGCAGUCGCGCACCUUCAUGCAGCAGCUGGGCUACGGCCUGCUCAAGAUCGGCCUCGUCAACCUGUUCCCCGAGCUUAAGCUGCUCUUCCGCAAGAUCGAGCGGGGGGCCCUCGAUGCCACCGCCGGCCCACCGGGUCCCCCCAUUACCACUGCAACUGCCAAUUCAGGCUCGGAGCCUUCGCAUGCCGCAGCCCCAGCAGCUUCAUCAAAGCCUCCAAAACACUGA